Messenger RNA from Lathyrus oleraceus (garden pea), 1426 nucleotides. RefSeq names its product transcription factor bHLH36. The transcript is spliced from 4 exons. Lineage: Eukaryota; Viridiplantae; Streptophyta; Magnoliopsida; Fabales; Fabaceae. The record is from RefSeq and is a predicted model, not a curated record. Gene Ontology annotation, biological process: regulation of transcription by RNA polymerase II. Gene Ontology annotation, cellular component: RNA polymerase II transcription regulator complex. Gene Ontology annotation, molecular function: DNA-binding transcription factor activity, RNA polymerase II-specific; RNA polymerase II transcription regulatory region sequence-specific DNA binding; protein dimerization activity. Bases 313 to 918 code for a protein of 201 amino acids.
AUUUGGCAGGUGAGAAGGAUCUUAUCUUAUAUAGGAAGGAUUUGAGAAUCCAAACAUAUCUGGAAAUUGUAAAGUACUAUCAAACCCUAACCACCAAAUAUACUUUGAUUUCCUUGUUACACUAUCUUUGUCAACCCCACAAAGAUAGUAUACACUAAUCCUAAUCUAAGUUGGUCUUUUGGUUUUGAUCUACAAAUAAUUUCCUCCCAUCAUGAAAACAACCUCAGAAAUUAGAAGAUUCAUUACAAAUUGCAUGAUCCUUUGUGUGUGAAAUAGUAGAGUAAGUGGAAGUGGAUAUUAUAGGAUUAUAGCAUGGAAGAAAACAAGAAGUGGAUGCAUAAAGAGACUGAAAGACAAAGAAGACAAGAGAUGGCUAACCUCUGCACCAACCUUAGAUCUCUUCUUCCUUUAGAGUAUAUUAAGGGAAAGCGCUCGAUUUCGGAUCAUGUGAAUGAGGCUAUGAAUUACAUCAACCACCUACAAACCAAGGUAAAGCAGUUAGAAGCUAAGAAGGAAGAGUUAACGAAGAAGAUGUCUAGUUUGAAUACAAAUGUCCCUCAAAAUGACUCUAGUAGUAGUUCUACCAAUCUUCAACCUUGUGUUAUUGUUCAACCUUUCCCUGGAGGAAUUGAGAUUGUGUGCAGUUACAGCUUCAACAAGUGUUUGUUUCCUUUGUCAAAAGUGCUUUUCGUGGUGAUUAAUGAAGGGCUUAAUGUUAUAAGCUGUACUUCCAACACAAUAGAUGGCAGAUUCAUAUACACCAUACGAUCUGAGGAUCCGACAAUGACUGGCAUUGAUUACUCUGAACUGCAAAGAAAGCUUACAGAAGCAAUAUCAUCUUCAAGUUUACCAGAGAGUUCAUCAGAACCAGAAAAUUGGCAAUAUCUUGAGAAAAAUGUAUAUUUUGAAAGCUUCUGAUAUCUUAUCAUAUUUGUGCACUAGUGUUUUCUAAUCAGAAGCUAGCAUGAUGAAGAUUAAAAUUCGCAGUGGCAUGCAUGCAAUACUCGUCGAACUAAUUCAUAUCGUUUUCAUUAGAAGUUAGAAACAAGCUAGUCAUUCAAAAAGUCCAUGUUGAUGUUCAAUGUAUUGAUUGAUAAUACAUGUAUUUUAUGCGUUUACGUAAUUAUCUUCUAUAGUAAUUAUCUUCAGGUGGAGAAAAGUCUUUCAUUGUUCACGAGAAACCUGUUGUUUCUAAUUUCCUUUCGGUCAUUCAAGGUCAUACAAAUUCCUUGAAUUGAGACAAGUGGAAUUGCAAGUUUGUUAGGAUGGUAUUUUCUCAGUGUCGAUGCUUAUCAUGCUCUUUUAGCUACUUCUAAUUCUUCCAAUACCUCUUACUCUACUAGUUAUUCCUCUUGUAAACAUUUUUAUAGCCACCACAAGAUCGUUUGGUCAGUGAAAAUCAUCUUCAUAAAUAUCUUUGUUCUUC